AACGUCAACAAGCCAGCGAACAUUAAACGGAGCGGACCAAAAUCCCAAACAAGGAAAUGGUGGGGGAAUAAACCGAGCGGAUUAUUUAAUUAAUGCAUGCGAUAAUUAAUAUUUUAUUUCAUUUUUUAAAUCUUAAAUGAAGACGCAUUCAUGGGUUAGAAUGGAUUACGAGUUCAAAACAAAGCUGGCCGCCGAGAGGGAGAGAGUGGAAGAUCUGUUCGAAUAUGAAGGUUGCAAAGUGGGUCGAGGCACUUACGGCCACGUUUUUAAAGCCAAGCGCAAAAACGGGAGAGACGAGAGGGACUAUGCACUGAAGCAGAUAGAAGGCACUGGAAUAUCAAUGUCUGCCUGCAGGGAAAUCGCACUGCUGCGAGAACUGAAACAUCCAAAUGUGAUCGCCCUGCAGAAAGUCUUCCUGUCCCACAGUGACAGAAAAGUCUGGCUCCUCUUUGAUUACGCUGAACACGACCUUUGGCAUAUCAUCAAGUUCCAUCGAGCCUCCAAAGCCAACAAGAAGCCUAUGCAGCUGCCCCGAGGGAUGGUCAAGUCUCUUUUGUAUCAGAUCCUGGAUGGGAUCCAUUACCUCCAUGCCAACUGGGUGCUCCACCGGGAUCUGAAACCAGCUAACAUUCUUGUGAUGGGAGAAGGACCCGAACGAGGAAGAGUUAAAAUUGCGGACAUGGGCUUCGCAAGACUCUUCAACUCUCCCCUCAAGCCACUGGCCGAUCUGGAUCCUGUGGUGGUGACCUUCUGGUACAGGGCCCCCGAGCUCCUGCUGGGGGCCCGGCAUUACACCAAAGCUAUUGAUAUCUGGGCCAUCGGCUGCAUCUUCGCUGAGCUGCUGACGUCAGAGCCAAUCUUCCACUGUCGCCAGGAAGACAUCAAGACCAGCAACCCCUUCCAUCACGAUCAGCUGGACAGGAUCUUCAGCGUCAUGGGCUUCCCUGCAGAUAAAGACUGGGAAGACAUUCGGAAGAUGCCAGAAUAUCCAACUCUGCAGAAAGACUUCAGGAGAACAACCUAUGCAAACAGCAGCUUGAUCAAAUACAUGGACAAACAUAAAGUCAAACCAGACAGCAAAGUCUUUAUGUUGCUGCAGAAACUACUCACCAUGGACCCCACUAAAAGACUCACGUCAGAACAAUCUCUGCAGGACCCUUACUUCCUGGAGGACCCCUUACCAACCACUGAUGUGUUUGCCGGGUGCCAGAUCCCAUACCCAAAGAGAGAGUUUCUCAAUGAAGACGAACCCGAGGAGAAAACCGAAAAGAACCAGACGCAGCAGCACCAGCAGACCGCAGGCCAGAACCAGAACCAGAACCAAAACCAGCAACAAGCGGCAGUCCAGCAGGCCACAUCUCAGCAGACCUCCACCCAGACCAAUGGCACCGCAGGAGCCAACACCGCUGGGGGGUUACAGCACGGACAAGACCAGGGGCCCCAGAAUAAAAAAGCUCGCAUCGGGCCCUCUGGUACCUCCUCAGGCACCGGGGUGCACCAGUCAGAGUACCAGCACUCCACUACCCGGCUGGGCUACCAAAGCAGUAUCCAAGGUUCCACUCAGCCUCAGAGCACCAUGGGAUACACGUCCUCCUCCCAGCAGAGCUCGCAGUAUUCUCACCAGACCCACCAUCGCUACUGACACUCCUGAACCAGCAGAGGGCGGCGGGGGCAAAGGUCCCGGAAGGUCCAAAGGCUUUUCUGUCCCGACCUUCUCGGACGCCAUCGUUGCAGCGCCGUGUGCUCAAAGGCGCCAAGAGAACGCAGAACGUUGAACGCAGGUUUUCAUGUGACGCCAUGGACACAACUUAUACAGUCCUGGUCAAAAGUGUACGUACACCUGUAAAGAAGAUGAUGUCAUGGCUGUCUUGACUUUCCAGUCGUUUCUUAUUUUUUUUGUGAUCUAGUGAUUGGAGCACAUACUUGUUGCUCACAAAAAACAUUCAUGAAUUUUGCUUCUUUUAUGAAUUUAUUAGGGCUUUACUGAAAAUGUGAGCAAUCACAAGUACAGUGGGGGCAAAAAAGUGUUUAGUCAGCCAGCGAUUGUGCAAGUUCUCCCACUUCAAAGGAUGAAAGAGGUCUGUAAUUUUCAUCAUAGGUACACUUCAACUGUGAGAGACAGAAUGUGAAGAAAAAAAUCCAGGGAUUCACAUUGUAGGAAUUUUAAAUAAUUUAUUUGUGGAAAAUAAGUAUUUGGUCACUUCAAACAAGGAAGAUCUCUGGCUCUCACAGACCUGUAACUUCUUCUUUAAGAAGCUCUUCUGUCCUCCACUCGUUACCUGUAUUAACGGCACCUGUUUGAACUCGUUAUCUGUAUAAAAGACACCUGUCCACAGCCUCCAACAGUCAGACUCCAAACUCCACUAUGGCCAAGAGCUGUCAAAGGACACCAGGAAAAGAAUUGUAGACCUGCACCAGACUGGGAAGAGGGAAUCUACAAUAGGCAAGCAGCUUGGUGUGAAAAAAAUCAACUGUGGGAGCAAUUAUCAGAAAACGGAAGACAUACAAGACCACUGAUAAUCUCCCUCGAUCUGGGGCUCCACGCAAGAUCUCAUCCCGUGGGGUCAAAUUGAUCAUGAGAACGGUGAGCAAAAAUCCCAGAACCACGCCGGCGGGACCUGGUGAAUGACCUGCAGAAAGCUGGGACCAAAGUAACAAAGGUUACCAUCAGUAACACACUACACCGACAACUGGAAUAAAAUCCUGCAGUGCCAGACGUGUCCCCCUGCUUAAGCCAGUGCAUGUCUGAAGUUUGCCAGAGAGCACAUGGAAGAAUGUCAUGUGGUCAGAUGAAAUCAAAAUAGAACUUUUUUUGGUAUAAACUCAACUCGUCGUGUUUGGAGGAAGAAGAAUACGGAGUUGCAUCCCAAGAACACCAUACCUACUGUGAAGCAUGGGGGUGGAAACAUCAUGCUUCUGGGCUGUUUUUCUGCUAAGGGGACAGGACGACUGAUCCGUGUUAAGGAAAGAAUGAACGGGGCCAUGUAUCGUGAGAUUUUGAGCCAAAACCUCCUUUGACUGGUUGACCAAAUACUUAUUUUCCACAAAUUAAUC
Nerophis ophidion (straightnose pipefish) is the source of this 3054-nucleotide messenger RNA. It is a transcript of the gene cdk19, whose product is annotated as cyclin dependent kinase 19. The record is from RefSeq and is a predicted model, not a curated record. Gene Ontology annotation, biological process: protein phosphorylation. Gene Ontology annotation, molecular function: RNA polymerase II CTD heptapeptide repeat kinase activity; cyclin-dependent protein serine/threonine kinase activity; ATP binding. The transcript is spliced from 13 exons. Gene Ontology annotation, cellular component: cytosol; mediator complex; nucleus. NCBI's taxonomy places the organism in Eukaryota, Metazoa, Chordata, Actinopteri, Syngnathiformes, Syngnathidae. The coding region runs from base 137 to 1642 and encodes 501 amino acids.